This is a messenger RNA of Phyllopteryx taeniolatus (common seadragon), 3980 nucleotides long. RefSeq names its product Na(+)/citrate cotransporter-like. Gene Ontology annotation, molecular function: sodium:dicarboxylate symporter activity; citrate transmembrane transporter activity; succinate transmembrane transporter activity. The record is from RefSeq and is a predicted model, not a curated record. Gene Ontology annotation, biological process: monoatomic anion transmembrane transport; citrate transport. The coding region runs from base 1825 to 3720 and encodes 631 amino acids. Gene Ontology annotation, cellular component: membrane. NCBI's taxonomy places the organism in Eukaryota, Metazoa, Chordata, Actinopteri, Syngnathiformes, Syngnathidae. The transcript is spliced from 14 exons.
GAUCCACAAUCCACGUCGGAAUGGCGACCACAAACAUUCGCCGAAUUUUUCACUCUCUGUUAUAUUGCAGCCAUUUGCUAAAAUCUUUUAAGUUCAUUUUCUUUCCCCACUCAAUGUACACACAGCACCCAGUAGUGAGAGGGGAAAAAAAAUGAUAUAUAUAUUCAGACCCUUUGCUCUGUAUUUAGUAGAAGCACCCUUUUGAGCUAAUACAGCCAAGAGUCUUUUGGGGAAUGAUGCUACAGGUUUUUCCCACCUGGAUUUGGGGAUCCUCUGCCAUUCCUCCUUGCAGAUCCUCUCCAGUUCUAUCAGGUUGGACGGUAAACAUUGGUGGGGAGCCAUUUUCAGGUUUCUCCAGUGAUGCUCAAUUGGGUUUAAGUCGGGGCUCUGGCUGGGCCAUUCAAAAACAGUCACGGAGUUGUUCUGAGCCUUUGUCUCAUCAGACCAGAGAAUCUUAUUUCUCACCAUCUUGGAGUCCUUCAGGUGUUUUUUUUUUUUUUUUGGAUCAAACUCCAUGCAGGCUUUCAUGUAAUUAUGGAGGCCACUGUGCUCUUAGGAACCUUAAGUGCAGCAGAACUUUUUUUUUGCAACCUUGGCACAAUUCUGUCUCUGAGCUCUUCAGGCGGUUCCUUUGACCUCAUGAUUCUCAUUUGCUCUGACAAGCACUGUGAGCUGUAAGGUCUUCUCUAGACAGGUUUUGUGGGUUUCCGAAUCAAGUCCAAUCAGUAUAAUCAAACACAGCUGGACUCCAAUGAAGGUGUAGAACCAUCUCAAGGUUGAUCAGAAGAAAUGGACGGCACCCGAGUUCAAUAUACGAGUGUCACAGCAAAGGGUCUGAAUACUUAUGGCUGUGUGAUAUUUCAGUUUUUCUUUUUUAAUAAAUCUGCAAAGAUUUCAACAAUUCCGUUUUUUGUCAAUAUGGGGUGCUGUGUGUACAUUAAUGAGGAAAAAAAUGAGCUGAAAUGAUUUUAGCAAACGGCUGCAACGUAACAAAGAGUGAAAAAUUGAAGGGGGUCUCAAUACUUUCCGUACUUUUCAGUGACUGCACUGUUAGGUCUCCAAACUGUCCUGUACUGGGAGUGUCCACUGGGUGUCUACAGACUCACAUCAGAACUUGAUUCCUUUACUGAAUGUGAAUAUUCUUUCUUUCUUUCUUUCUUUCUUUCUUUCUUUCUUUCUUUCUUUCUUUCUUUCUUUCUUUCUUUCUUUCUUUCUUUCUUUCUUUCUUUCUCUUUCUCUCUUUCUUUCUUUCUUUCUUUCUGGUCCACUGUUCCACGGCUUCCCAGGGAGGCUGAGGAGUGUGAUCCCCCUGUAGUUGGAACACAUCCUCCGGUCCCCCUUCUUAAAAAGGGGGACCACCACCCCAGUCCGGCAAUCCAGAGGCACUGUCCCCGAUGUCCACGCGAUGUCGCAGAGGUGUGUCAACCAGGACAGCCCCACAACAUCCAGAGCCUUGAGGAACUCCGGGCGAAUCUCAUCCACCCCCCGGGGCUUUGCCACCAAGCAGCUUUUUAACCACCUCGGUGACCUCAACCCCAUAGAUAGGAGAGCCCGCCUCAGAGAACUCAGACUCUGCUUCCUCAUGGGAAGGCGUGUCGGUGGAAUUGAGGAGGUCUUCGAAGCAUUCUCCCCACCGACUCACAACGUCCUGAGUCAAGGUUAAUAUUUAGAGUGAAUGGUGAGCGCGUUCAAGGCAGAGAGAAGCUUGAAGCCGUAGAUUCCCGUCGGUCCGCCCGUCCGUCCGUCUGUCCGCUUGUGGCUGCAUCGUCUCUGGCAUCUUCAUCUCCGUCACCUUCGUCUUCAUCAUCUUGGCCACGGUCAGCGAUGGCGGUCCUUCCACUGCGAGUGCGAAUGUUUCGUGUGGUGUGGCGUGUGAAGAGCGUCUUCAUCCUGGCGUCGGGGCCGUUGGUCCUGCUGCCGCUCGCCCUCAGCACCAAGGAGGCUGCGUGUGCGUACGUGAUCCUGCUGAUGGCGCUGUACUGGUGCACGGAGGUCCUGCCGCUGGCCGUGACGGCGCUGCUGCCAACCAUCUUGUUUCCUGUGCUCGGCAUCAUGCAGUCCAAAGAUGUGUGCAUGCAGUACCUGCGAGACAGCAACAUGUUGUUUGUGGGCGGGCUGAUGGUGGCGGUGGCCGUGGAGCACUGGAACCUUCACAAGCGCAUCGCACUCAAAGUUCUCCUGGUGGUCGGCGUCAGGCCCGCACUGCUGAUGCUGGGCUUCAUGGGCGUGACGGCCUUCCUGUCCAUGUGGAUCAGCAACACGGCCACGGCCGCCAUGAUGGUCCCCAUCGUACACGCCGUGCUGGACCAACUGCAUCGCCACGACGACAUGGAGGAAGGACGCCUGAAGGGACGUCAAGACGGGAACCCCGGCUCGGCAAAGCAGAGCGCCCUAGUGGUGGGGGUGCCUGACGCGGAGGCUUCCGGAAGGACCGGCGAGUCUGGAGAAAGAACGGGAGAGGGCGACGUAACAGCGGAAACGCGCGAGGACGCGAUGAUGUCAUCGCUCAAACCGCCGCCACAAGACAAACCUCCGUCUGCGUCGAAAGCGAGCGCGUCGAGCGUGGUGUGCGUGUUGGAGAUGGAGGAGGCCGACGGCGUGGACGAAGAGCGCAAGCGCUUGAGCAAAGGCCUGCUGCUGAGCGUGUGUUACGCAGCCAGCAUCGGCGGCAUCGCCACGCUGACGGGAACCGGACCCAACCUGGUUCUGCUGGGCCAGAUGAGCCAGCUGUUCCCCCAGAGCGGCGGCGUCAUCAACUCGGCGUCCUGGUUCGCCUUCGCCUUCCCUACCAUGAUGAUAAUGCUCAUGAUGGCCUGGAUCUUGCUGCAGCAGGUCUUCAUAGGACGCAGCCUGCGAGGGGCGUGGUCCUGUGGUGCGGGGCAGGCGGCGAAGGAGCGAGCGGCGCGCGCCGUGAUUGGUGAGGAGCACCGCCGCCUGGGUCCCAUGACCUACGGCGAGGCCAGCGUGAUGGCGCUCUUCCUCCUCAUGGUGGCGCUGUGGUUCACGCGAGAGCCGCGCUUCGUGGACGGCUGGGCCUCGCGAGUCUUCAACGCCGAAGCAGAGUUCGUCACCGACGCCACUGUCGCCCUCAUGGUGGCGCUCUUGCUGUUCGUUCUGCCGUCCCAGCCCCCCAAAUACCUCUGCUGCUGGAGGCCCAACUCGGACCCAGAUGCGCAGGUGUCCCGAGGCCCCGCCCUUCCUUUGUUGACGUGGAAGGUGGCGCAGGCAAAGAUUCCCUGGAACAUCGUGCUGCUGCUGGGCGGAGGAUUUGCGCUGGCCAAAGGCAGCGAGGAGUCGGGCCUGUCGCGCUGGUUGGGCUCCCAGAUGACGCCGCUUCACUCCAUCCCGCCGUGGGCCAUCACCGUGGUUCUGUGCCUUCUCACCGCCACCUUCACGGAGUGUGCCAGCAAUGUCGCCACGGCAACGCUACUGCUGCCUAUACUGGCCUCAAUGUCCCAGUCCAUCAGCGUGAAUCCUUUGUAUGUGAUGAUCCCGUGCACCCUGAGCGCCUCCUUCGCCUUCAUGCUGCCCGUGGCCACGCCCCCCAACGCCAUCGUCUUCUCCUCGGGCUACCUCAAAGUGGCCGACAUGGCAAAAACCGGCGUGGUGAUGAACAUCAUCGGCAUCGCGUGCAUCAGCGUGGCCAUCAACACUUGGGGCCGCGUCUUGUUCUCGCUGGACUCCUUCCCCGAGUGGGCCAACGCAACCACGCCCAUUUAGCUCCACAAGCUCCUGACUUGUCAUGCUUUUUUUAUGAUAUUAUUUUAUUUUGAAAAAUCGAAAAUAAUAUUAUAAAUUAAUAUUUAACACGUUCACGUAAAUGAUAUAUUCUCCUUUAGACUCCUUCAGACGUUGUUAUCGUUUUUGUUUAUUGUUGUUGUUCUUUCGUUAAAUUUUUUUACUUUUGUUAUUGCUGUACAUUCUUGUACAUAUGUAACAUCCUAACACUUAUGACCUUAAAAUAAAUAUUUCACACAAAA